Messenger RNA from Larimichthys crocea (large yellow croaker), 2444 nucleotides. RefSeq names its product cytohesin-1. Bases 484 to 1503 code for a protein of 339 amino acids. Lineage: Eukaryota; Metazoa; Chordata; Actinopteri; Sciaenidae. The record is from RefSeq and is a predicted model, not a curated record. The transcript has 12 exons. Gene Ontology annotation, biological process: regulation of ARF protein signal transduction. Gene Ontology annotation, molecular function: guanyl-nucleotide exchange factor activity.
UCCUCAUUUAGCUCCAGGCCUGCUCCCCUCCUCUCUCCCCUCUGAUUAAGGAUUAGGAAGCAGGAAGGCUGGACUAGAGGACCACAGGAUUGGGAUUGGGAUUGCAGGGCUUGGGCAGGACUGGAUUAUUGCUGUGCUCUUGGAAACAUCAAACUGGACUGAAGGAAAGUGGUGACUAAGUCAGACUUGUGUAGCUGGAGCUAUAAAAAAUAACUGGAGUAAGACUCAGACUGUUAAAUACUAAAGAAGUGUUUUUUUUGGGCUGCACUACUGGGACCAUCGAGACAGGUGGUGAAGUCAGUGAGCACACAGCUGAUUUCUUUCUCUGUGCCUGAUGACCUCAGUCCAGAGGAGAGACAGGAGCUGGAGAGCAUCCGCCGCAGAAAACAAGAACUGCUGCAUGACAUACAAAGGCUGAAGGAUGAGAUAGCAGAGGUGACCAAUGAGAUUGAAAACCUGGGGCUGACUGAAGAGAGGAAAAGCAUGCAGAGGAAUAAACAGAUGGCCAUGGGCCGAAAGAAGUUCAACAUGGACCCAAAGAAGGGGAUUCGCUUCUUGAUCGACAGUUCCCUCCUGAAAAACACCAGCGACGACAUCGCCAAGUUUCUCUACAAGGGCGAGGGGCUCAAUAAGACGGCUAUCGGCGACUACCUCGGGGAGAGAGAUGACUUCAACAUCGAGGUUCUGCACGCCUUCCUGGACUUACAUGAGUUCACGGACUUGAACCUGGUUCAGGCUCUCCGGCAGUUCCUGUGGAGUUUCAGGCUGCCCGGUGAGGCUCAGAAGAUCGACCGCAUGAUGGAGGCGUUCGCCCAGAGAUACUGUCGCUGUAACCCCGGAGUGUUUCAGAGCACAGAUACCUGUUAUGUGUUGUCAUUCGCUGUGAUCAUGUUGAACACCAGUCUACACAACCCAAACGUGAAGGACAAACCAACCGUUCAGAGAUUCACUGCAAUGAACAGAGGCAUCAACGAUGGAGGAGAUCUGCCGGAGGAGCUACUCAGGAACCUGUACGACAGCAUCAAGAACGAACCCUUCAAGAUCCCAGAGGAUGAUGGGAACGACCUCACACACACCUUCUUCAACCCCGACAGAGAAGGAUGGCUGCUAAAACUCGGAGGUGGACGCGUUAAGACCUGGAAGAGACGCUGGUUUAUUCUCACAGAUAACUGCCUCUACUACUUUGAAUACACAACUGAUAAAGAACCCAGAGGAAUUAUUCCACUGGAAAAUCUGAGCAUCAGAGAAGUUGAUGACUCCAAGAAACCGAACUGCUUUGAGCUCUUCAUCCCGGACCACAAAGAUCAGGUGAUCAAGGCCUGCAAGACGGAGGCAGACGGCCGUGUCGUCGAGGGGAACCACACUUUUUACAGGAUCUCAGCCCCGACCGCAGAGGAGAAGGACGAAUGGAUCAACAGCAUCAAAGCUGCCAUCAGUAAAGACCCGUUCUAUGAGAUGCUGGCUGCUCGGAAGAAGAAGGUGUCGACUCUGAAGGGGCUGUAGACGAUUGAACCUUGAGACAGGCUUUGACUAAAUAUGGACCUGAUACUCCUGCUGCUGCAGUGACACUUGGACCCGCCUCAGAGGAUUCAGCAUUUAAAGAAGCUCUUCACUAACGUUGAAAGCUUCAUUUCCCAUUUUCCUCCUUUUGAACACUGCACUCCUGCGGCACUGUGUCGAUGCCGUGCCCUCUGGUUCGGACUCCCACUUCUUCUGAAAAUCUGCUGUUGAAAUGUUUCUGAUUCGGUGACUCAGUGUUUGGUCUGCUGUGGUACAACGAGUUACAGCUGGUGAAUGAAUCACAUCAUACAUUCAUGUGAUUCACAUCGAUUUCAGGAGAGCCUAAAAAAACACUUAAAGGACUAGUGUGUAGGAUUUAGAGCAUACUGCUGGGUGAACUGAAUACCCCUCACCUCACUCUCCCUUUCAAAGUGUGCAGGAGAACCUGUGACUGAAAAAAAAAAAGGUCCUAUCUAGAGCCAGUGUUUGGUUUGUCCAUGGAAGAAGAACCACAGCGUCUGUUGAUAUAAAAGGCUCAAACAUAACAAUUCUCAUUUUCAGGUGAUUAAACACUAAUAAAACAUCAUUAUAUUCCAUAUUCUGCCAAUAGAUGUCUCUAAAUCUUACACUCUGGACCUUUUAAAGGUUUACAGCUGAUCUCUAGUUCGAUCGGUUGAGGUCUGUCUCUACUAAAACACUUCAGGAAGAGCAAAUUGAGUUGCAGGACUUUUUUCUGGGAUGAUGGACUUCAUUUGUUUAGAUUUUCCCUAAAAUUGCUUUUUUUGUUGUUUUUCUAAGCCUGUUUUCUUACUGCUGUUGGUGUUUCGUCAAAGCACUGUCAAUGAAAAUGAAGGUAAUGCAUAAAUAGCUAAAUAUUUAUUUAUCCAGAUUUGUUGUAAUUUAUUGUUUUAAAGUUUGUCUCAUUAAAAGUUUGCAAACCGGUA